Syngnathus typhle (broad-nosed pipefish) is the source of this 1307-nucleotide messenger RNA. Its product is annotated as fumarylacetoacetase-like. The record is from RefSeq and is a predicted model, not a curated record. Bases 217 to 1203 code for a protein of 328 amino acids. Gene Ontology annotation, molecular function: fumarylacetoacetase activity. NCBI's taxonomy places the organism in Eukaryota, Metazoa, Chordata, Actinopteri, Syngnathiformes, Syngnathidae. Gene Ontology annotation, biological process: homogentisate catabolic process; L-phenylalanine catabolic process; L-tyrosine catabolic process. The transcript has 11 exons.
UACGCACAACACAAGGAAGAGGACAUGUGCGUACCCGUGAACCAGUGCUCGCACAUACAUUUUUGCUCAAAUUAGCAGUUUGGAUAUUCAUGGUACUCAAAAACUGCGGUGUGGUAGUCGCUGAUGGUCUUGCUUGUCUUGUGUGCCGACACUAUGCUGCCUGCGCAGUCAGUAACUCAACGAGGUUGAACUUGGAACACUACCUCUGGAGAGAAAAUGUCUUAUAUAAAAGUAGAUCCGGCAUGUGAUUUCUCUUUCCACAACCUACCAUAUGGUGUAUUCUCCACAUUAGAUCAUCCCAAACGUCGCAUUGGGGUCGCCAUUGGAGACCAGAUACUGGACCUGAGUGUGAUACUCUCACUGUUUCAAGGACCUGUGAUGGCCAAACAUCAGGAUGUCUUCCAACAGCCUACACUAAAUGCUUUAAUGGGUCUGGGAUAUGAAGCAUGGAAGGAGACCAGAAGUACUUUGCAGUUUUUGCUCUCACCCAAUGAGAGUACUCUCAGAGACGACUGGACUCUACGUAGUAGAGCUUUUGUCCCACAGAGCGCAGCCAUAAUGCAUCUUCCCGCAGAUAUCGGUGAUUACACUGACUUUUAUUCAUCCAGGGAUCAUUCAACUAAUGUUGGCACUAUGUUUCGAGGGAAGGAAAACGCCCUAAUGCCAAACUGGUUAAGACUUCCUGUGGGAUAUCAUGGUAGAGCAUCAUCUGUGGUUGUUUCUGGUACGCCCAUUCGUCGGCCGUUGGGCCAGAUGAGACCCGAUCAGACAAAACCUCCUGUGUUUGGUCCGUCAAAGCAAUUGGACAUUGAAUUGGAAAUGGCUUUCUUUGUUGGCGGGGGGAAUUUGCUAGGGGAGCCAAUCCCCAUUGAGAAAGCCCAUGAACAUAUCUUUGGCAUGGUACUUAUGAACGAUUGGAGUGCUCGGGACAUUCAAGCUUGGGAGUAUGUCCCUCUGGGUCCAUUCUUGGGGAAGAACUUCGGAACAACAAUCUCACCCUGGGUGGUCCCCAUGGAGGCCUUGUUACCUUUUGCAGAGCCUAAUCCCAUUCAGGAAACGCCUCCACACUCUCAUGCACUGGCGCCAUUUGAAGUUGUAUUCUCAAAGACGUCAAAAACAGGCUUUUUUUUGCGAGAACCUCACAUCAUCACGACGUUCAUCAGCCAUUUUCACUCAGAAGUCAAGCAGGGAACGCUACAAUGAAGCCAGAGUGUCGCAGAGUUUUAAUCACAUUACAGGUACAGUACUUGGCGCAGAGACGUGAGCGAGCAUGAAUAUCAACAAGGAAAUAAAACACAAAAACCAGA